Molecule: messenger RNA, 3621 nt
Organism: Closterium sp. Yama58-4
Lineage: Eukaryota; Viridiplantae; Streptophyta; Zygnematophyceae; Desmidiales; Closteriaceae
Source: the annotation of a GenBank genome assembly
AUGCACCUGUAUGAUCGCCGACGAGUGAUAUCCAGUAGUGGAACAAGCUAUCAGUCAAUACCGAGCAGGGAUCAGCCGACCAGCCUCGCACCGAUCUCAGCCUCAGACGUUUCCGAGAUCUUCAAUUCCUGCACGCAAUUGGUCAAUCUGGAUCUAAGAUUCGGAAAAGGUGUUUCUGAAAUCCCAGCUUCCAUCCACAAUUGCCCACGCCUAUCCUCGCUGCCAGAAGCUAUAGGCCGGUUUGCCGCUCUUCAGCAGCUGCAUUUGAAGUUUCUUGAUCAGCUUACGGCUCUUCCGCAUUCCCUGGGGUUCCUUACGGCGAUGGAGGAGUUGAAAGUGGUUGAGUGCGGCAAUCUAGUCAACCUCCCCGAGUCCGUAUCCGCCAUGGGAGCGCUCACAACCCUCAUUCUUGACGGCUGCGUAUUUUCAAGCCUGCCCGGGGACAUCGGGCAGCUCCAGAACUUAGUCACCGUUGAACUGUUUUCUAGAUACCGUUCUCACCUGCCUGACUCGUUCGGGCAACUGGGGCAGCUGAAAGAGCUGGUCUUACACGAAUGCUUCGACCUAUUUCAGCUCCCCGCCUCCUUCACCAACCUCUCUUCACUGGAAACGCUACUCAUUUAUGGUGCAAUCACGCUUACACGCCUUCCUCUGGGUUUUGAGAAAUUAUCGAAGCUACGCCGACUAGAGCUGCUCAACUGCUCCGUGCUGUACCUGCCUGAUAGGUUCGGGGAGCUGCCGAGCCUGGAAAUCCUCAAAGUGCAAACGACCAAGAGAAACAACAGCGAGGAGUUUGAGCUGGAGGGAGCCUGCUUCCUGCGAGGGUUUCCCUCCUCCUUCAGGAUUACUCACACGCCUAGAACAGCUGAUCAUUCACGAUUCUCUGACGACCUAUUUGGCUCGAUCCUUCUUCUCGCCGCAUCCGUGACAACCACCAGAUUCGACGGCCACGAUUCUGAUUCUAGUAGCGAGGACAUUCUGCGAGACGCGAUCAGCAAAGCAUUGGACGAACCUCUGCCGUCGGAGAGUGCGUGGGUUGACACCACUUUCACACGUGCACGUGUGGUUACCGCUUCUUCGUUCGUCUCUUUUCGCCACGCGCUGGUCUGCAAGCGAUGGCUGCGCGUCGCCAGAUCCGUGCAUCCCGCGAUCGUCGUGCCUUACGACCGUUAUUUCUCAUCGCAGACUCUCGGCUCGCUCCUCGCCUCACCCACCUCGGGAUUCCCGAACCUUCGCCAUCUGCACCUCGGCGAAUUCGCGACGGACGUCGUCGAUCGCCACCUCGUGCGAUCCGUCUGCGACGGAUGCGGCUCGUCCGUGACGCAUCUCACGAUGCAUCUGUACGAUCGACGGCUGGCGACGCGCGUGCAGGAAGACGAAAUCAGAAGCGCUGCGCGCAACGGCCGUGCGGCGAUCUCACCGUCCGAUGUCUCCCAGAUCUUCAAUUCCUGCACGGGAUUGGUUGAUCUGGAUCUACGGCUGGCAGACGGCGUUCCCACGCUACCGCCUUCCAUCAGCCGCCUACAGCAGCUCACGAGGCUCAGCAUGCGAUCAACCUACAGCGUUACCGGGUUACCAACGGAAUUCGGCUGCUUGUUGCGAUUGAAACGGUUGGAGUUUGAACUAGAUUCUCUUGAAGCUCUGCCCGAUUCCAUCUGCGAUCUAACGGCUCUGGAGCAUUUGGAGAUUCAAAGGUCCCCUUUGGCCCACCUACCCGAGAAUUUCGGGCAGUUGCGAAACCUAAGGAGCCUCACACUCUCGCUUGUAGACGGUCUUCGUGAGCUGCCCGAAUCCUUCUGCGAGCUACCAGCCCUCACGCGGUUUUCGCUCCUGUACUGCUAUGACUUUUUGAAGCUGCCCGAAAACUUCCAUCAUCUGUCAAGGUUGGAAGCGGUAGAAAUCUCAACUUCAACCGCUUCAUUUCCUGACUCGUUCGGGCAGCUGCCCGCUCUGCAGGAGUUACGUCUUCAAAACUGGGAUUUCUCGCAGCUCCCAGCCUCCCUCUGCUCAAGUCAAAGCCUCCGUAGCUUAACCCUCAACAACUGUGGAAGCAUGACGGCCCUGCCUGAAGAUUUCGGCCAAAUCUCCACUCUAGAGUACCUGAAUCUGGAAAUGUUUGGGGAUUUUAAGAUUAUUCCAGACUCUAUCGGCCUUCUGUCUCAACUCAAGGAGCUGAAUGUGAUAGACUGCUGUGAGCUUUCGGCCUUCCCACAGUCUGUCUCCGCUAUGGAGUCACUCACAAGCAUCGUUCUUGAUGCCUGCAACCUUCACGAGCUGCCCGGAGACACCGGGCAGCUUUCAAGCCUGGUUUCGCUGAAGCUGUCCAGUAACAAGCUCGUGACUCUGCCCGACUCGUUCGGGCAGCUGGGGAAGCUGAAGGAACUAGUGUUUAUGGAAUGCAACAGUCUGCUUGAGCUUCCAAACUCCUUCACCAAUCUCAAUUCCUUGGAGACCCUUUUCAUCUGCGGUGGUGCUUCUCUUGUAGACCUCCCUCCGGGCUUUGAAACACUCCCGAAGCUACGUACUCUCUACCUCUUCAACUGCGUCUUUGCGAGCCUGCCGGACAGGUUCGGGGACCUGCCGAGCCUGGACUUGCUCAGGAUCGGAACAAAGGCAACGUACAGCCCAAAUAGGCUCGACACCGGCAGCGAAUCGGAUUACGGGCCUGAGCUGGAAGGUGCCUGUGCCCUCCAGAUGCUUCCCCGGUCCCUGGUUCGCCUCACGGGUCUGGUAGAGCUUGUUUUGGAGGGGUGUGAGCUGCUGGAGGAGUUGCCUGCAGGCAUGGGGGGGAUGGCCAGCCUUAGAGUGCUCCAGGUGAAGAAGUGCCCUCAGCUGCGGCACUUCCCGUCGCUGCUAUCCACUCCCAACCAGACUCUUACCCUGCAGGAGACUCUUCUACUCUGGACCCAGUACCUGCCAGAGUCCCUUCUUUCCCUCGGCCAACUCACCCACUUGAACAUCUACGACCUUCCAUCUCUCCAGCAGCUGAUAGACCCUCCGCUUGUGACCCACUCCCCAGCCCAUGCCCAAGUCACCCACAAUGACCAUUCUGAAACAUUUGAUCUCGAUUCUGAUGUGCCGGCCAGAUUGGAUCUCCUUGCUUCUCUGCAGCAUCUUCACAUUGCCCUCUUAAACCUCUCUGCACUCCCUGAAACCUUGGACAAUCUGGCGCAGCUGAGAGUGCUGCUGCUAGAAGAGUGCCCUGCCAUGGCCUCCCUUCCCGCCUCCCUCACUAACCUCUCCAUCUCCAGCAUCUCACACUCAACCCUGCCGCCCUCCGUCACCCUCCUCUCCUCCCUCAUCCGUCUCACCAUCGCAGACUGCCCUAAUUUCACCCGUCUCCCGGAUUCCAUCUCCCCUCUCUCCACCCUUGCCUCUCUCACACUCACACGCCUCCCUUUCCUCCGCCGCCUCCCCUCCCCUCUCUCCCUCCCCCGUCUCAUCACGCUCUCCCUGCAAGGAUGCAAGCGCCUGAGGGCUCUGCCCUGCGACUUGGGCAGUUUGUCCUAUCUGAGGGAGGUGGAUCUGGACAGGUGUGGGCAGCUGAAGGAGCUGCCACAGUCGCUGGUGGAUAGGAUGAAUGUGAUUACAGUGAAAGGUUCUUGGGGGUGGCACCUGUAG